GAGAGUACAGCACGCGCGCGCGCGGACCUCCGAACAACUUGUCGUGCACUCCUCUCGUCUUUUUCCUGGCUUUUCGCCCUUUUCUUGCCUGGCGCGUGCACGAGAGCAACAGCUGGCGCCCGCCCGCGCUCGCGCGCGCGGACCAGGACUUUUUCAUUUUUAUUUAUUUUAUUUUAUUUUUUUAAAUAGAGGCUUGUCCGUGGACACUUGUCAUCUCGUCGCCCGUGGCUGGAAAUGACGACGCGUGCGCGCGCGGCGCGAUGUGAAGACGACGACGUGCAGACUUUUGACACCUGGUAGCGUGGGCCAGCCAGCAGCAGGAUCAGGAUGACAAGAUGGCCGGCUGUGUGUUUCCAAUGGGACCAGAGAGCUUUCAGCGCUUCACGCCGGACUCCCUGGCGGCCAUCGAGCAGCGCAUCGCCAAGGAGGAGGCCCGCCGCAACAAGCACUACCAGGAGGACCUCGGCGACGUGGAGGUCCCUCGGCCCCGGGCCGACCUGGAGGCGGGCAAGCAGCUGCCGCGCAUCUACGCCGACAUCCCCCCUCACCUGGUGGGCGUCCCCCUGGAGGACAUCGACCCAUACUACUUCAAAGAUCAGAGGACCUUCAUAGUGUUGAACAAAGGCAAAGCCAUCUUUCGCUUCAACGCCACGUCGGCGCUCUACUUCUUCAGCCCCUUUCACCCCGUGCGCACCGUCGCCAUCAGGAUCCUGGUGCACUCAUUGUUCAGUUUGUUCAUCAUGUGCACCAUCCUGACCAACUGCUGCUUCAUGGCCAUGUCGGAACCCGCCGUCUGGGCCAAAUAUGUCGAGUACACCUUUACGGGCAUCUACACCUUCGAGUCACUGAUCAAGAUCUUGGCCAGGGGCUUCUGCGUGGGUCCCUUCACCUUCCUACGAGACCCCUGGAACUGGCUGGACUUUAGCGUCAUCGUCAUGGCGCUUUUAACAGAGUUUAUCAAAGUAGGAAACCUGCAGGCGCUGCGAACCUUUCGAGUCCUGCGAGCCCUGAAAACCAUCUCGGUCAUCCCAGGCCUGAAGACCAUCGUGGGCGCCCUGAUCCAGUCGGUCAAGAAGCUGGCCGACGUGAUGAUCCUGACCGUCUUCUGCCUGAGCGUCUUCGCACUGAUCGGCCUGCAGCUCUUCAUGGGCAACCUGCGGCAAAAGUGCGUCCGCAGCACGGCGCACUGCGUUAACGACAGCCUGCCCGCCAACGCCUCCUUCUUCUGCAACAACAAGACCUGGACCUCCGUCAGGCACUUCAUUAGCGAUGAGGACAACUUCUACAAGGUGGAAGGCGCCAAGGACGCGCUAAUCUGCGGCAACAGCAGCGACGCGGGGAAGUGCCCGGAUGGUUUCGAGUGCCUGAAGGCGGGCCGCAACCCCAACUACGGCUACACCAGUUUCGACACCUUCGGCUGGGCCUUCCUGUCGCUCUUCCGCCUCAUGACUCAAGACUACUGGGAGAACCUCUACCACCAGACGCUGCGCUCGGCCGGAAAGACCUACAUGGUGUUCUUCGUGGUGGUCAUCUUCCUGGGCUCCUUUUACCUGGUCAACCUGAUCCUGGCCGUGGUGGCCAUGGCCUACGAGGAGCAGAACCAGGCCACCAUCGCCGAGGCCUGUCAGAAAGAACGCGAGUUUCAGCUGGCCGUCGAGCGCCUCAAGAAGGAGCAGCAGGCGGCCGCCCUGAAAGCCCCGGACUCGGACUCGCCGCCGUCCCCGGAAGCGUCUCCCUCGGACCUUCGGGAGGAGCGACGGCGCAGUCGGGCGCUGGUGGCCGCGGGCGACGUGGAGGCCAACCUGUCGGAGGAGAAGCUGCUGCAGCCGGACGGCAAAGAGAGCUCCAAGGCCCUCCACCCCCUGCUGGCUCGCUCUUUCUCCACCAGAACCCGUCGGAGCAGCCAGGUGUCGUCCAUCUUCAACUUCCGCCUGAGGAGCCGCGGCUCGGAGGCCGAGAUGGCCGACGACGAGUACAGCGUGCCGGGCGACGUGGCGGAGGCCGGCGCCGGCGGUCGCACGUACAGCGGCGGCACCUUCGCCGGGAUCCUGGCCCAACCUUGGCCCAAACGCCGACCCAGCACCUACAGCAACGCCAGCAGGAACUCGCAGGUAUUUUACCCCACCCUGAACAUCAACGGGAAGCUCUUCGUGGCCAUGGAGCAGAACGGGGUGCUCUCGCCGCCGCCGUCGCUGCCCGCCUGUACCAUGGAGAAGGUCAAGGAGGAGAGCGUACCCACGUCAGGCACGGAGCCGGGCGCGGUUAACCUCCCUCGGCCUGGUUCGGAGCGGCGGGGACGAGCGCCGAGCGCCGCCAGCCACCUGACGGACGCCAUGGAAGAACUGGAGGAGGCGCAGAAGAAAUGCCACCCGUGCUGGUACGCCUUCGCCCAGCGGCACCUGGUGUGGGAGUGCUCCCCCUGGUGGCUGCGGGUCAAGCGUCUGGUCAAGCUGAUGGUGAUGGACCCCUUCCUGGACCUGGCUAUCACCGUCUGCAUUGUCCUCAACACGCUCUUCAUGGCCAUGGAACACUACCCCAUGACGGAUGACUUCAACGGCAUGCUCACUGUCGGCAACCUGGUGUUCUCGGGCAUCUUCACGGCGGAGAUGUUGCUGAAGAUCAUCGCCCUGGACCCGUACUACUACUUCCAGACGGGCUGGAACAUCUUUGACAGCAUCAUUGUGUGCCUGAGCCUGAUGGAGCUGGGCCUCUCCGACGUGGAGGGACUCAGCGUGCUGCGCUCCUUCCGACUGCUGCGCGUCUUCAAGCUGGCGCGCUCGUGGCCAACGCUCAACACGCUGAUCAAGAUCAUCGGAAACUCCAUGGGCGCCCUGGGCAACCUGACCCUGGUGCUGGCCAUUAUCGUCUUCAUAUUCGCCGUGGUGGGCAUGCAGCUCUUUGGAAAGAACUACCAGGACUGCGUGUGCAAAAUCUCCAAGGACUGCUCGCUCCCACGUUGGCACAUGAAGGACUUUUUCCACUCCUUUCUCAUCGUCUUCCGCGUGCUGUGCGGCGAGUGGAUCGAGACCAUGUGGGACUGCAUGGAGGUGGCCGGCCAGCCGCUCUGCAUCCUGGUCUUCAUGCUGGUUAUGGUUAUCGGCAACCUGGUGCUGCUGAACCUGUUCCUGGCGCUGCUCCUCAGCAGCUUCAGCUCGGACAACCUUUCGGCGCCGGAUGACGACGGCGAGAUGAACAACCUGCACAUCGCCCUGCACAGGAUCGGGCGGGGCUUGGCCUGGUGCCGCCGCCAGGUGUUGGAUUUCUUCAACGGGAACCUGAAGCGGCGUCGGCAGAACCGCAAGGAGGCCCAAAGCAUGCUGAAGCUGAAGCGUUUGAGCGGCGUCCGCGCCGAAGCCAACGGCGGCGUGGCGGGAGCGGCGCCGGCCCCCGAGGCGGGUCCGCGGCCGGCCCGGGGCGAGCCCCUCAACCAGCUCCACCUGCCGGGCCGCCACGUGGAGAAGUACGCGGCGCCCGAAGACGACAGCUACGUGACCGACCCCAACCUGACCGUCAGCGUACCCAUCGCGCCCGGCGAGUCCGACGUGGAGUUCCCGGAGGAGGAUGAGGACGACGAUGACGAUGAGGUGGACCGAGACGACCGCAGCGACGACUCGCGGGAAGACGACGCCGAGCGCCAACAGAAGGACGACGUCAGCCUAUCGGAGGGCAGCACGGUGGACCUGAGGAAGCCCGGCGACGAGGAAGACGAGUACUCUGAGAUGGCCGAAGAGGCCGCGGACCCCGAAAACUGCUUCCCCGACAUGUGCACGAGCAGAUUCAAGUGCUGCGAGGUGGACACCACGACGGGGUUGGGUCAGGUGUGGUGGCGCAUGAGGAAGACGUGCUACCACAUCGUGGAGCACAGCUGGUUCGAGUCUUUCAUCAUCUUCAUGAUCCUGCUCAGCUCGGGCGCGCUGGCGUUCGAGGACAUCUACAUCGAGCAGAGGAAGGUGGUGAAGGUGGUGCUGGAGUACGCCGACAAGAUCUUCACUUACAUUUUCAUCCUGGAGAUGAUGCUCAAGUGGCUUGCGUACGGAUUUAAGAAGUAUUUUACCAACUACUGGUGCUGGCUGGACUUUCUCAUCGUUGACGUGUCGCUGGUCAGCCUGGUGGCCAACACGUUGGGUUAUUCGGACUUUGCCGCCAUCAAAUCCUUGCGGACGCUGCGGGCGCUCCGACCGCUGCGGGCGUUGUCCCGCUUUGAAGGCAUGCGGGUGGUGGUGAACGCGCUGAUCGGCGCCAUCCCCUCCAUCAUGAACGUGCUGCUGGUGUGCUUGAUCUUCUGGCUGAUCUUCAGCAUCAUGGGCGUCAACCUGUUCGCCGGCAAGUUCGGGCGCUGCGUCAACCGCACGGGCCACGUCCACGACGCCGCUCGGGUCAACAACAGGUCCGAGUGCGACGCCCUCAACGACACCUCGCUCUACUACUGGACUAAGGUCAAGGUCAACUUUGACAACGUCGGCGCCGGCUACCUGGCGCUCCUGCAAGUGGCGACAUUCAAAGGCUGGAUGGAGAUCAUGUACGCAGCGGUGGACUCUCGAGCCGUGGAGGAGCAGCCCAUCAAGGAGAUCAACCUGUAUAUGUACCUGUACUUUGUCAUCUUCAUCAUCUUCGGCUCCUUCUUCACCCUCAACCUCUUCAUCGGCGUCAUCAUCGACAACUUCAACCAGCAGAAGAGGAAGAUAAGAGGUCAGGACAUCUUCAUGACGGAGGAGCAGAAGAAGUACUACAACGCCAUGAAGAAGUUGGGCUCCAAGAAACCCCAGAAGCCCAUUCCCAGACCUCUGAACGAAGUGCAGGGCUUCUUCUUCGACGUGGUGGCCAAGCAGGCGUUCGACAUCAUCAUCAUGGUUCUGAUCCUGCUCAACAUGAUCACCAUGAUGGUGGAGACGGACGAGCAGUCGCCGCAGAUGGAGCGCGUCCUCAACAACAUCAACGUGGCCUUCAUCGUGCUCUUCACCUCCGAGUGCAUCCUCAAAAUCGUGGCGUUGCGCUGCUACUUCUUCACCGUGGGCUGGAACAUCUUCGACUUCGUGGUGGUCAUCCUCUCCAUCGUCGGCAUCGUGUUGGCCGACAUCAUCGAGAAGUACUUCGUGUCUCCGACGCUGUUCCGGGUGAUCCGUCUGGCGCGCAUCGGGCGCAUCCUGCGGCUGAUCCGCGGCGCCAAGGGCAUCCGCACGCUGCUGUUCGCGCUGAUGAUGUCGCUGCCGGCGCUCUUCAACAUCGGUCUGCUCCUCUUCCUGGUCAUGUUCAUCUACGCCAUCUUCGGCAUGGCCAACUUCGCCUACGUGAAGCGGCAGGCGGGCAUCGACGACAUGUUCAACUUCGAGACCUUCGGCAACAGCAUGAUCUGCCUGUUCCAGAUCACCACCUCGGCGGGCUGGGACGGCCUCCUCAGCCCCAUCCUCAACAACUCGCCCGAGGAGUGCGACCCGCGGGCGGCGCACACCGGCACGGGCCAGCGUGGCAACUGCGGCAACCCCUCGGUGGGCAUCGCCUUUUUCGUCACCUACAUCAUCAUCUCCUUCCUCAUCGUGGUCAACAUGUACAUCGCCAUCAUCCUGGAGAACUUCAGCGUGGCCACCGAGGAGAGCACCGAGCCGCUGAGCGAGGACGACUUUGAGAUGUUCUACGAGGUGUGGGAGAAGUUCGACCCGGAGGCCACGCAGUUCAUAGAGUACGCCAAGCUGUCCGACUUCGCCGACUCGCUGUCGGAGCCGCUGCGCAUCGGCAAGCCCAACAAGAUCAAGCUCAUCUCCAUGGACCUGCCCAUGGUCAGCGGCGACAAGAUCCACUGCCUGGACAUACUCUUCGCCUUCACCAAGCGCGUGCUGGGCGAGUCGGGCGAGAUGGACGCCCUCAAGCAGCAGAUGGAGGAGAAGUUCAUGAUGGCCAACCCCUCCAAGAUCUCCUACGAGCCCAUCACCACCACGCUGCGCCGCAAGCAGGAGGACGUGUCGGCCGCCGUCAUCCAGCGCUGCUACCGCCGACACCUGGUGCGCCGCCAGCUCAAGGCCGCCUCCUACCUCUACCGCCGGAUCGUCACGCCGCGCCGGCAGCUCGGCCGGGACGACGACCGAGACGACGACGACGACGAAGGGGCGCCGGAGAAGGAGGGCCUGAUCGCCGCCAUGAUACGCGAGAACUACGGCUCCGGGCCUGUGGGCGCCGAGCGUUCCGAGACCGUCUCGUCCGCUUCCUCGCCGCCGUCCUACGCCAGCGUGGCGCCGACGCCGCCCGACCCGACCCGAAGUCGACCCUAAUGCGGCCCCCGAACCACGGACCAGAGGUUUCCUCGCCUUCCUGUCGCCCCGCCCGCUGGACGCUCGUGAAACUGCAGCGGCUCCUAUAUAUUUGCUAGCGUUGCACCGAUAUCGGUACCGAUACGCCACUACGUCACCAAUUUAUCACAAGUACACUUCCGAUCCGUUUGAAGUGGAAGGCUGUCAGCGAAUAGACGUUCGUUACCAAACCUCUCACGUCAAAUGGAUCGGUUGCCUAGCUCUGUUGAUCUUUUUAAAAUCCAAAUAAUCUAGGUAUUUCAUUCAAUGCUUUGACUUUGAUUGGAAUUUCUCCUGUACCAACAUGGCUGUCCUGAGGCCAUAUUGGUUAGGGCCAAGAAAGUCCUUUCAUGCUUCAAGUCUGAAUUUGAGUAUUACAAGUAGUCGUCCAAUCCAUAUGAAGCGGGAGGUGUUUGUUCAUUUGCUCCCAACCCUCCAUCUUCAAAUGGAUUGGCCGUCUAUCGCUAUCCAUCUCUGACCAAGCCGUAAUUACAAUAACUGCAGUUAUCCCAGACAAUAGUCGGUGAUUUAAUUACCUGUCAUGUUCCGGUGAACACUUCCGCCUUCUUCAGAGGGUCACUGGUCUUUGGUGUGACGCGUCUUUAUCAGCUAACGGAUGAAGGCAUGACUCACCUGUCAGAUUGACAGGCGAGUCACGCCCUCUGCUGACCAUUCACUCUUCCAGGUUGCCGGUCCAGGUCGUAGAGAGCAUGUACGCCCCCUUGUCGCUGUUGAUGGUCCUCGGGCCCCGCUUGCGGAUCUCAAUGAGCUCCCUGAUCCAGCGCUGAUGUUUGUUUUCUUCGGUGCGGAUGACUCUGGCCUUUUCCCAGUCCAUGAUGUGGUUUUCCCUUUCGCAGUGAUCGGUGAUGGCUGGUUUGUGAUGUUCUUAUUCAGGCCCGAGCACUAAGUGUGCGAGAGCCCUAUUGUAAUGCAAAGGAUUAUUAUUAUUUCUUGUCCUUGACAAAUGAAACUGGCCAAUGUGGAGGCCUGAACAUGCUCCAAAACUCAACAAAAUUUGCAGAUAUGUGCGGCUUCGCGUACAUUUCGAUAAUUGGCAAACGUUGCGAAAAAAUGUAACAAAAUGGCUGAUUUUUUUUUUUUUAAAAAGCCCCUCCUAUUAGGUUUUUUCAACAUAGAGCAAUGAAAUUUGGGGAGUCCAUACCUUGUGCAAAACUGCUCCAAAAAAUCUCUUGCACCCAUAUUCCAAACCCAACAGGAAAUCGGGUAUUUUGGAAUGAAUGUAAAAAUUUUACCAGCUGUGCACAUUUGAGACCUUGUCGCCCAGGGAGUUAGUUGGAUCCUCCUCAAAAUUGGUGAGACUGUUCAUGAGACCUAUAUUAAGUUUUCAAAAUGGUACAUUUUCAUUCAUGAGUCUGACCUGGGAGGGGUGCCAACGUCGGCCAUUUUUUUGGCAUAACACCAAAUUCAAGAAAUGACAACUCCCUGAUACAACGUUCAAGCUUUUUCAUAUCUGGUAUGUAUGUGAGGUAUCCCAGCCUGAAGUCGACUGCAUUGAAAUAUUACCCAUUAGGCCUGGCACUGCCUGCUUAGUACAGGAAACUUUUUUACGAGACUGGCUUCUCCUGGAAGGGAAAAAAAAAAUCAGUUGCCCUCAAACCUGUUUCACGGGAGCCUCAAGACAUGUGUUCAGGUGCCUGAUGAAAAAUAUUGAGGUUUGGUUGAAGCAAAAGGGUCCAAACAGGAAAGUGAAAAUAACAGUCGCCAUUUUGUCUUGCCACGAAUGUUGAACUGUCAUAACUUGGCAGACAUAUCUACAGCUUAUUUGCUUCAACGCUACAGUGCCAACUAGUGGCAACAGAAAGUCACUCAUUUUACUUGUCCAGUUACAUUCAGGUUGGUCAUUGUAGUUUCAAAACCUUUUGUAAUACAUUUUAAGGCCCAUGUCCACACAUCUGUCUGUUGCCGUGAUGACCCUUUGUUACUCAUUAAACGGAAUUAUAUUUUUUUCAGGGACUUGGCCAGUUUAGCCAUGGAAUGUGGCACACUUGGUCGAAUUGGCCCAAUUAGAAGAUUCAUUUCAGUUUUGAAUUUGGGUGUGGCUGCACAGCUCAGUAGUGCCUCCUUUUUUAUAGGACCCUCUUAAAUAGGGUUUUUUUUUUUUCUCCUAGGUGUGUAAUUGCAUUUUCAAUCCCCCAAAAAAAGAAACGUCAGGAAAUUAAAUCACCUAUUAUUGUCUGGAAUAAAAGAAACAUUUCCACUAAUCAAUAGGUGUAGGUAAAAUGAACUCAAUACAACUAAUAACUGCAGUAAUUUGGUGUUUAAAGAAAAAGAUUUAGAUUUCUGUAUCGGGAACCAAAAAAACGGUAUGGGUGCAACGCUAAUAUUUGGCGCGUGAGCCGAGCAAAAGCUUCUGUAGUCCUACGUCGACAGGCUUUUCCACGGCUGCUCCACGAUUGACUUUUUUUUUUUUAACUAUUUUUUAGCGUAACUCCAGGGAGACGAAAGCUUUGAGCUUUUCCUCUUUGGGACUGCGACGAAAGACGAGAAUUUUCCAGUUCUGGACAAAAAUUGCUUCUUUUUGUCGUUUACGCAAAGCAGAUGACGACGACAAUCAGCGAAAAUUUGGACUGACGCCAUGGACUUUUUUUUUCUGCUCUUUUUGGCGCAUCUGAUGUCAAAGUUGGGGGGGAAAGGCCUAAAAGAGAAGCUCCCGCUUUCCGUGUUCCCUAAAAAAACUCAUUCCAAACGAGUGUAUUUGCACAGGAGAAGAUAUACUAUAUAUCUGGAUCUAAUAUGUAUAUAUCUAUCUAUCUAUAUCUAGUUAUCAGGUUCCCUCCCAAAGAAGAACGGUCGGCGUCCUCGUGCUGGUGGUUCUUGAUUUCCCGACGACUUGUCGUUUUUGCUUUUCUACGACCCUUGUUUUGCACAGAAGACAAAAAACAAACCACAAAAAAGCGUGAGGAGCAAUAAACGCCGGCCGGGCCCGUGACCCGGAAGCUCCCGGAGCGAGACUUCCGGACAACGGGAAAUGCACAAAACGCUCACUUCUCUUUGUGUCAAAGUGGCGCUGUGGUCCCACCCCCCUGUUUGGAGGACAGUAAAAAAAAAAAAAAAAAAAAAAGGGAAAGUGUCGCCACCUGGACUUUUGGAAUUCUGCUGUUGAAAGCAGAAGUCUGUUCCCAAGUGUGGCGCCACGUACGCCGUGUGCUGAAGGGCUCUUUUCAGUAGCAAUAGACCGCGAGUGUGCCUGCCCGCUUGCAACCGCACUCGUCCGCAUCGUAAUCGCCCCCCCAAAAAAUUAAAACCUCCAUAGAUAUCACACGAAUAUACAGUGCUGGCCAAAAGUAUUGGCACCCCUGAAAUUCUGUCAGAUAAUGCUCAAUUUCUCCCAGAAAAUGAUUGCAAUUAUAAAUGCUUUAAUAGUAAUAUCUUCAUUUAUUAUGCUUGCAAUGAAUUGACACAAAACUCCAAAAAUGGACCGGACAAAAGUAUCUGCAUCCUCAGCCUAAUACUUGGUAGCACAACCUUUAGACAAAAUAACUUCGAACAACCAUCAAUGAGUUUUUUUCCAAUGCUCUGCUGGAAUUUUACACCAUUCUUUGGCAACUGCUCCAGGUCUCUGAGAUUUAGAAGGGUGCCAUUUUCUGAUCUCUCCACAGGUGUUCUGUUGUAUUCAGGUCUGGCCACUUUCUCCGGUGCUUUCUCUCAAACCAUUUUCUUGUGCUUUUUGAAGUGUCUUUGGGUCAUUGUCCUGCUGGAAGACCCAUGACCCCUGAGGGAAACCCAGCUUUCUCACACUGGGUUCUAUGCUGCAAAAUUUGUUGGUCGUCUUCAGACUUCAUCAAGCAGUCCAGUGCCAGAGGCAGCAAAACAACCCCAAAACAUCAGGAAACCUCUGCCAUGUUUGACUGUGGGGACCGUGUUCUCUUUUUUGAAGGCCUCGUUUUUUUCCCCCCUGUAAACUCUGUUAAUGCCUUUUCCCAAAAAGCUCUAUGUUUGUUUCAUCUGACCAGAGAACAUUUUUCCAAAACUUUCUCUGGUAAGUUUUGGCAAACUCCGGCCUGGUUUCAUGUCUCUGUUUCAGAAGUGGGGUCUUCCUGGGUAGAGUCCCUUUUCAUUCCGAUGCCGACGGAUAGUACGGGUUGACACUUUUGUACCCUCGGACUGCGGGACAGCUUGAACUUGUUUGGAUGUUAGUCGAGUUUCUUUCACUGAAAUCUCUCAUCAAUCCGUCCAUAUCUAGGGAGGUUAGCCACAGUGUGAUGGGCUUUACAGUUAUGGAUGACACUGCGCACGGUAGACACAGGAACAUUCAGGUCUUUGGAGAUGGACUGGUGGCCUUGAGAUUGCCCGUGCUUCCUCACAAAUUUGCUUCUCAAGUCCUUAGACUUUUUUUCUUCUUUCUUUCCUCCAUGCUCAAUGUGGUACACACAAGGACACAGGACAGAGGUGGAGUCAACUUAAAUCCAUUUUAACUGACUGCAAGUGUGAUUGUCAUUGCCACCACCUGUUAUGUACCACAGGUGCUGUUAAUUGCACAAAUUAGAGAAGCAUCACAUGAUUUUUCAAAGGGUGCCAAUACUUUUGUCCGGCGCAUUUUUGGAGUUUUGUGUCAAACGAUAAUAAUAGAAUUUUUUUUAUUCUGUUUUGUGUUUUUUCAUUGCAAGCAAAGUAAAUGAAGAUAUGACUACCAAAGCAUUUGUAAU
Molecule: messenger RNA, 10948 nt
Organism: Corythoichthys intestinalis (scribbled pipefish)
Lineage: Eukaryota; Metazoa; Chordata; Actinopteri; Syngnathiformes; Syngnathidae
Product: sodium channel protein type 4 subunit alpha-like
Exons: 31
Coding region: 336-6263 (1975 amino acids)
Biological process (GO): membrane depolarization during action potential; sodium ion transmembrane transport; neuronal action potential
Cellular component (GO): voltage-gated sodium channel complex; plasma membrane; axon
Molecular function (GO): protein binding; voltage-gated sodium channel activity
Source: RefSeq, a predicted model, not a curated record